GUCUUCUUUGAGGGAUAGUAACAUUUGUUGCAAGAGACUAAAACAUCACUUGGCAGCUGUCAGAAGACCUGAGUACAACUCACAGGCCUUCGUCCAAAGGCAUGGUAGUGGCUACUCAGGUUUCCCAUCAUACUCAGAUUGAGUAAGCAAAAUGAGUCACUUGUUGGACGGCCACAAUAAAGUGCUCCUCACUGGAAGCCCAGGGAGCAUAAGUGAUCUGCUGCAGCUGGACAAUAAACAAGGAGGUGUUGUUGUUACCGGAAUAAAGGAAGAUAACCCAGUUGCUAGCAAUUUGGGUGUAAAAGAAGGGGAUGAACUCCUUGGGGCCACCAUAUACUUUGAAAACUUGCAGAAGGCUGAGGUUCUUAAUAUUUUAAAAGCAACAGAACCAUACAAAGCAGGUUUACAGCUUCAUACUAAAAGUGAGCUUCAGCUGCCUCAAGUGAAUGAUUUUACUUUGAAAAAAGAUCAUGUGGUUGCAAGCUCUUCAAUAUAUGAUGAGCUCUUCAAAAACAAGAUUCGACCACACCUUAGGGGGUCUGUCUCCAUGUUUGAUGUAUCAAGAGAAGGCACAAAUUAUGGACAACCACAGGCUCCUAAAAUGCAUAACUUUGCUCUUGACUUACCUAAUAUUAAUGCUAAAAUACCCAGUAUCAAUGAUGCCAGAAACAAUGUCUCAGUACCAAAAGUCCAAGGUCCAGACGUUAACCUAAGCCUAUCUAAAGAUAACAUACAAGCACCAAACUGGAGAAGUCCAACAUUAAAUGUGGAAGGUGUAGAAAAGAGUAUUCCUGAAAUUAAUGGUCUAGAUAUGAAAACCAACCUUCCUACAGCAGAUUUGAAAUUUAGAACUCCCAAUAUAAAAGAGCCAGAAGUAAAUGUUAAUCUUCCUAAAGUAAGCGUAAAAGGCUCUGAAGCCCUUGAUUGGGGAAUUGUGUCUCCAAAAGCAAAUAUAAAAACCCCAGUAUUAAAAAGUUCAGAAUUAAGUGUUGAUCUACCUAAAGCAGGGUUACACAUUCCUGAACUACGAGGUCCAGAAGUAAAUGUUGGCCUUCCAAAAGCUGAUCUACAGAUUCCAAAACUCAAAGGUCAAGAAAUAAAUGUUGAUCCUCUUAAGGCAGAUAUAAAAAUUCCAAAUGUGAAAUGUGAUAUUCCUGAUGCUACUGUUCAACCCCUCAAACUCAAAAGUCCAGAAUUGGAUGUUGAUCUACCUAAGGCAGGGUUGCACUUUUCAGAAGUAAAAGGUCCAGAAGUAAAUGUUGAACUUCAAAAAGCUGAUUUACAGAUUCCAAAACUUAAAGGUCAUGAAUUAAAUGUUAACCUUCCCAAGGCAGAUAUAAAAAAUCCAAAUGUAAAAGGUCUUGAUGCAAGUUUUCAACCACUGAAAGUGAAAAGUCCUGAACUAAACAUCAGUCUACCUAAGACAGACUUACCUACACCUGAACUAAAAGGCCUGAAUUUGAAUGUUGACCUUCCAGAUGGAGAUGUCAAUAUUCCAAAAGUGAAAGCUCCUGAAGUAAACAUAGAUGUUCCCAGUGUACCCCAACUAAAGGGUCCAAAACUAAAUGUCAGUCUACCUAAAUCUGAUAUUCAGAUUCCAAAUCUAAAAGGUCCAGAAGUGAAACUUGACCUUCCAAAAGCAGAUCUACAAAUUCCAAAAAUAAAAGAUUCUGCAGUGACUAUAGAUCUUCCUAAAGCUAAUUUACAAGCUCCUACAGAGCCAGAUCUAAAAGUUAAUAUGCCUAAAGUAGAUAUUAACAUGCAAAAAGUGAAAGGUCCAGAAGUAAAUGUUGGUGUCCCCAAAGUUGAUGUGGAUGUUCCAAAACUAAAAUUUCCAGAUGUAAAUCUUCCUAAAGCUGAUUUACAGCUUCCAAAAAUGAAAGGUACUGAAGUAAACAUUGAUGUCCCAAAACCAGAAGCAAAGGGGAAGUUUAAAAUGCCUUCCUUUAGUUUCUUUAAUUCAAAGAAAGAUAUCCCUAGCACAGAAAUAAAUGUCAAAUCUGGAAAACUGAAAGGGCCAGAAGUCGAUGCUGAUCUUCCCAAAGCAGAUAUACAGUUUCCAAAAUUUAAAGGCUCAGACGUAAACCGUGAUAUACAGAUUCCAGAAGUGAAUGGUCCAGAAAUAAAUGCCAAUUUUCAAGCUGUUAAACUUAGAACUCCAGAAUUAAAUUUUGAUCCACCAAAAGCCGAUGUUCACAUUCCAGAAAUAAAGGGUAAAGGAUUCAACAUUGAUUUUCCAAACCCGGAUUUACAAAUUCCAAAACUAAAAGGACAAGAUGUGCAUUUAGAUUUUCCAAAAGUCAAUUUGCAAGGACCUAAAAUAAAAGAGCCUGAAAUGAAUGUCAAUCUUCCUGAGAUAGAUAUAAAUAUGCCAAAAGUGAAAGAUGCAGACUUGAAUGUAGGUGUUCCUAAAAUUGAUGUAGACAUGCCAAAUUUAAAAGGUCCAGAAGUGAAUGUAAAUCUUCCUAAAGCUGAUAUACAUCUUCCAAAGCUUAACAGUUCAGAGGUAAACCUCGAUGUGCCAAAACCAGAAGUAAAAGGCAAGUUUAAAAAACCCUCAUUUAACUUCUUUAGCUUUAAAAAAGAUGCACCCAAUGCAGAAAUAAAUGUGAAAUCCCCCAAAAUUGAAGCUUCUGGUGACAUACCCAAAGUAGAUUUGAAAGGAAAAGCAGAGCUAGAUGUUAAAGCUCCCAAUAUAAAUGUAUCAGCCCCUGGAAUUAAAGGAGAUAUCAGUGGGCCAGGAGCAAAUAUAGAUGUACCAGAUGUUAAAGGUUCAAAACUUAAAAAGCCUCUUUUUGAUUUUCCAGAUAUAAAAUUCCCCAAACUAAAAGGUCAGGAAGUGGAUCUCCCCAAAGCAGAUAUACAAGUUCCACAAGUGAAAGGACCAAAUGUAAAUGUUAAUCUACCUAAAUCAGAUAUGGAGAUCCCCACGUUGAGUGGACAAGAAGUAAAUAUUAAACUCCCUAAUCCAGGCAAUAUAAAUGUUCCAGAACUGAAGGGGCAAAAAGUGAAUGUUGAUGUCCCUAACCAAACUAUACAAAUUCCAAAACUGAAAGGGGUAGAUGUAAAUGUAGAUCCAAAAAUAAAUGUUGAUCUUCCUAAAGCAGAUCUCCACAUUCCCAAAGCAGAUCUACAAAUUCCAAAACUGAAACGUCCAGAAGCUGAAGUUGAUCUACCCAAAAUAAAUAUGGAAGCCCCAAAAUUUAAAGGACCAGGAGUCAGUUUACAAGCACCAGAACUAAAAGCACCUGAAAUAAAUCUUCCUAAGGUAGACAUUAAUAUGCCAAAACUAAAAGGUCUAGAUGCAAAUGCAUAUAUUCCUAAAGUAGAUGUAGACAUGCCAAAUAUAAAAGGUCCAGAAGUUAAUCUCCCUAAAGGUGAACUACACAUUCCAACACUUAAAGGAAAAGACAUUAACCUUCCGAAAGCAGAUCUACAAAUGCCAAAACUGAAAGGUCCAGAAGCUGAGAUUAAUCUACCAAAAACAAAUAUACAUGCUCCAAAAUUGAAAGGACCAGGAGUCAAUGUUGAACUUCCCAAAGUUAAUUUACAAGCACCUGAACUAAAAGGACCAGAAUUGAAUCUUCCUAAGGUAGACAUUAAUAUGCCAAAACUAAAAGGUCUAGAUGUAAAUGCAGGUAUUCCUAAAGUAGAUGUAGACAUGCCAAAUAUAAAAGGUCCAGAAAUAAAUCUUCCUAAAGGUGAUCUACAUAUUCCAACAUUAAAAAGUCCAGAGGCGACUCUUGAUAUUCCAAAACCUGAAAUUAAAGGGAAAUUGAAAAAACCCUCAUUUAAUUUCUUUAACUUCAAAAAAGAUACACCUAAUGCAGAAAUAAACCUAAAAACCCCAAAGGUUGAAGCAACUGGUAACUUACCCCAUGUGGAUCUAAAAGGAGAUGCCAAAGUCGAUAUUAAUGCCCCACAAAUAAACCUUAAGAACCCUGACAUGAAAUUAGAAGCUCCAAAUGUGAAAAACACAGGAUUUAAAUUUCCAUCCUUUCAAAUGUCUGGCCCGAAUGUCCAAGCACCUGAUUUGCAGGUGGACGGAUCUCUAAAUAGACCCAAGUUGGAUGUCAGUGAAUCACAUAUUGACUUAAAAGGUCCGGAUACAAAUACACCUAAAUUUAAGAUGCCUUCUUUCCCUUCAUUCCAAUUUUCAGGCCCCAAAGUUGAAACACCUGAUUUAGAAGUGGGUGGUUCUUUAAAGGCCCCUUCGGUUGAUAUUAAUACACCACAAAUUGAUGUCAAAGGUCCAAAUGCAAGAACAAAUGCUCCUAAAUUUAAAAUGCCUUCAUUUCCACUCUUACCUUCUCAGAAGGCAAGUCUUGACAUAGACACACCAAAUAUAGAGGUGGAUGGUUCCUUGAAAACUCCACAAGUGGAGUUAAAUGCACCGCAAGUAAAUAUUAAAGGUUCUGAUAAGCCUAUUGUAGAUGCAACCAUUUCUCAAGGAACCUUUAAAGGUCCGCAAGCCUCAACUGAUGUGAAAGGUUCAAAAUUCAAAUUCCCAACUUUGCGUAUUUUCCAGUCUAAACUUGGUUUACCAGAUGCUGACCUAGGCUUUGAAUCUAAAAAAUUAGAAAAUUCUUCACCAAAUAUUUCAGGGAACCUCACAAUGCCAAAUCUAAAGGGUAAUGUUCCAGAUGUCACUUUUGAAGAAUCAGAUAAAAAGAGCUUGCCAAGGUUUAAGAUGCCAACUUUUGGAAAAUCAGAUGCCCAGUUACCAAAAGAUAGUGUCCAGUUAAGAGGCCCAGAGAUGAAUGUAGAUUUACCAAGUAUUAGUGGCAAAGGUAUCAAAAGCAAAGUCCCAGAUGCAAGUUUGAAAGCAGGUGUUCCAGUACUAGAAGGGAAUAUACAGGGCCCAGGUACUGAAAUCAGAGCACCCAAACUUAAUAUGGAAAGUGUAGAAGGAAGCGUGCAUUUGCCUACAUCUGCAUCUAUAUCAAUUCCCAGUAUCAACUUACCUGACAGUAAAAUACAACUGACUGGUACAGAGAAAUCCCCAUCUCAAAGAAAAAGCCCUGGCUUUGAUAUUGAUCUGCCAUCUGCCAAUUUCAGUGCCCCUAAAAUAAAAACCAAAGUACUGCCAGAUGAGGUUUAUCAUUUAAAAGGUCAGGCACUAAAAAGCGAUGUUAGACUGUCUGCUCCGAAGCUUGAGAGUGGUGAAUUAGAUGAUAUUGACAUAGAUUUGCCAUCUGCAAAUGUCAAUGCACCAGUGUGGAAGGAGCCAUUCUCUGGUAAAACAGAGGUGCCACCUAUUGAUAUACACUCCCCCCAAGUCAAAGGUGGCCUUAAUAUCUCCCCGCCAAAGUUAGAAAACUGUAAAAAUGAUGAUCUUACUGUGGGAGUCAACAUUCAACCUGGUGAGGUGAAUGCCCCAACUUGGAAAAAACCAUUUUCUGGUCACACAGAGGCUCUUGGCGAUGAUAUAAACGCCCAGUUUAAGGUUCACAACAAAACAAAUUCCCCUGAUACGGAACGUGAUAUCAAUCCUCCUAAUACAACCGAUGUACGUUCUAAAAUCAAAAAUAUAUUUUCCGAUUCUAACUUUUCCAUUCCAGAUAUUGACUUUGAUAUCUCUCCGCCGCGUAUAAACACUUCAUAAAUUUUUGCCUAAAUAUUGUAACCAUAACAAACACAAAAAACCUACUUGCAGGCAUGUUUGUCUGAACAUAUGUAAAUGAAAUAAUUGAUAUCUGAGUUAUUGAGAUAUUGAGUUAAAUGUCUUUUGAAAUGCUUUUUGUUGAAGUGUCAAGAACUGUAUAUCUUCUGUUUAAGUAAUGUAUAAUUAUUUUGUUUGUGGUGUCUUACUUACUUAAAAAUAAGAUUCUAAAAGAUAAGGUUCAUUCAAGCUAGCAUUUUAAUUGGUCCAUUUCAGUAGAAUGAAAGUAUGUCUCAUUUAGUAGGAUCCCCUUUUUGUCCACUUUUCAUCUGAAUCUGGCCUCAUUCAAGGCACAUAAUUUGAUGAGGCCACAACUCUUUCCUCUGUUUUCGCACUGGUCAAUUUAUAUAACACUAUCCAGCAAGAGAGUUGGAAGGAGAUGCAUCAUAGAUAAAGGGGUUGUGCACCUUUAAAUUAGCUUUUAGUGUGAUUUAGAGAUGGUUAUUCAGAGACAGCUUGCAAUUGAUCUUAAUAUUUUAUUAUUUGUGUUUUAAUUACUUAGCUUUUUGUUCAGAAGCUCUUCAGUUUGAAUUUUUGGUAGCUAUCUGGUUGUUAGGGUCCAAUUUAAGCUAGCAACUAGGUAGUAGUUUGGAAGAGAUACCUGGAAUGUGAAAAGAUGAGGGCCUAAAUAGAAAGAUAAGUAAUUAAAAGAAACAAUAAAAUUGUAGACUCACAGAGCAAUAGUAAUUGGCUGCCGGGGUCAGCGACCCACAUUAGAAAAUUGGAAACAGGCAAAAGAAGAAGGCAGAUACUUUGAUAACGAUAAAAAAUUAAAUAUAUAGACAAAUGGAAAACUUAAGUAUAGGACAUUCUAUAACAUUCUAAGAGAUAACCUGAAGGCGAAUUACUCCUUUAAUCUUAUGUAGUCAAAAAGAUUGCUAUCCUCCAUGAUCUCUCUGUAGCUGCAGCGUAAAUUGAUAUAUGUAGGAUCAGGCAUUUGGCUCUGCUAAAAAAACCUAAGUCAAGAAUUCAAGACCUUUUUUCAGCUCUGGAUAUUUUCUAGCACACAUAAGAGUUUAUCAUUUAGGAUAAACAUCCUCUUUUCUUACUCUUUGAACACAUUUUUUUUAACUAUUGGAAGAAGGAUUUUUUUUCUGUACAGAAGCCUUGGAUUUGGGGCACAACAUGAAGGAACUGCUUCAUUUAUCAGAUAUAUCCAGCUUGCAGCCUGCCACUUGUUUCUUUACCUAAUUAUUUAUUACAUUUUAGCUAUCAUGUCUUAUUUAAAAACGUGGAUAAUGGUAAUUUGCAGAAGAUUAUUAGCCCUUUCAAGUGCACACAUAUAGGCUAACAUAGUAACCAGUUAAUUACAUUUUUACUUUAUAUUUAAAAGAAAUGAGCAGAAAUGAAUAUAACAUGAAUAGAACAUAAUGAGUUUUUUUGUUAAUUCAUAUAAUGUUUAAGACAGUAGCCCAGAAUAUAGGACAAAAUGCAGUCCAUUGAAAUAACUGCCCAUGUUUGUCAUGAAACCUCCUAUCAGCAGGUGCAUAGGGUGUUUUCCCAAACACACAUAACCUACACUGCUGAGGGGUGGAAGCAAUGAAAGGUACUACACACAAUUUAUACAGAGGUCUUCUAAGUCUUAUGCUCAGGGUGGUCUACUUCCACCUAUUCUUUUCCCUUCUCUUCUAGAGAACAAUAAAGUUUCUGAGCAAUGAUCUUACUUUGAUACAUAUGAUCCACAUUUAUUGUAAAACAAUUUAUAUGUAUUAUAGAUGUAUUUUUGUAUUGCCUUCUGAUGCUCCAGUUAUUAAAACGCCUUACAUUAUUAUUUAAUAAAAAUCAUUAAAAUGGA
This is a messenger RNA of Xenopus tropicalis (tropical clawed frog), 7457 nucleotides long. RefSeq names its product neuroblast differentiation-associated protein AHNAK 3 (gene ahnak3). Gene Ontology annotation, cellular component: nucleus. The coding region runs from base 152 to 5605 and encodes 1817 amino acids. The transcript has 5 exons. Lineage: Eukaryota; Metazoa; Chordata; Amphibia; Anura; Pipidae. The record is from RefSeq and is a predicted model, not a curated record.